Messenger RNA from Rhodofomes roseus, 814 nucleotides. RefSeq names its product Glyoxalase/Bleomycin resistance protein/Dihydroxybiphenyl dioxygenase. Lineage: Eukaryota; Fungi; Basidiomycota; Agaricomycetes; Polyporales; Fomitopsidaceae. The transcript has 6 exons. The coding region runs from base 215 to 709 and encodes 164 amino acids. Gene Ontology annotation, molecular function: lactoylglutathione lyase activity; metal ion binding. The record is from RefSeq and is a predicted model, not a curated record.
GGCGACCUUCCGGUGCAAGCCCUUGCGAUCCCCUGAUCUGCGAUACUGCCCGAUCGGGUAGAGUAAAUCGAUCUCGGAAGGGGAUUGCGUCAUUUGCCGUCCUUACUGUUAUCUGCGAGGAUAUACUCUCUCCCCGCCGCCAGAAUCCCCAAUAUAAGCCAGCCAUGGUCCUGCUGAAUCUCUUCGCACCUCUCACACCUCGUCGUUCAUCACCAUGCCCAACGCAGAGACUGCAGGAUACCAGUUCAACCACACGAUGGUCCGGGUCAAAGACCCGGAGGCCUCGGUCAAGUUCUACACCGAGGUGCUAGGCCUGACACUCCUCUCUCACUACAAAUUCGACUCGUUCACUCUCUACUUCCUGGCAUACGACCACUCCGGCGGCACCCUCUCCGCGAAGGAGCUCAAGGACUCGCGUUUCAACCGUGAAGGUGUGCUCGAGCUGACGCACAACCACGGCACCGAGUCGGACGCCUCCUUCUCCGGGUACGCCUCGGGCAACAGCGAGCCCGGCAAGGGCUUUGGCCACAUCGCCAUCACCGUCCCCGACGUCGCCGCCGCGUGCGAGCGCUUCGAGAAGCUCGGUGUCACGUUCAAGAAGAAGCUGACCGACGGGCGGAUGAAGGACAUCGCGUUUAUUCUGGACCCCGAUGGGUACUGGAUUGAGGUCAUCCCGCCGAGGACCAUCCUUGGACCGGGAGAUGAGUGAAGAAACGAGGAGAAGAAUAAUCGAUGUGUGUAUGAUGUGUCGUGUUAUGAUGAAUCACUUAAUGAAAGGUGACAUGCAAGCCGGUCCAGUGAGUUACAGCUGGUA